This is a messenger RNA of Ziziphus jujuba (common jujube), 886 nucleotides long. RefSeq names its product arabinogalactan protein 41. The record is from RefSeq and is a predicted model, not a curated record. Bases 388 to 603 code for a protein of 71 amino acids. The transcript has 2 exons. NCBI's taxonomy places the organism in Eukaryota, Viridiplantae, Streptophyta, Magnoliopsida, Rosales, Rhamnaceae.
UUCUUUCCCCCACACAACAUUUUCUUACAGCUUCAUCAAUUUGGGGUUUUUUCAUUUUUUUCAUUCCAAUUCUCGUUUUGAAGUUUUUCAAAGUCUUUUCGUCUCCUUAGGACCCUCUCUCUCUCUCUCUGCGCAGCUCUCAUUGUCUCAGAGGACUUCGCAGAGAGAGAUCGAGCUUAGGCUUCUUCAUUUUUUCCUUAGGUUUUCUACUCUUUCUGUGUGUAUAUAUAUAUAUAUAUAAUAAUAUUUUUUUUUUGGCUCUCUUUCGUUUUGAAUUUUUUUUUUUUGAAAAAUUAAAAAAAAAAAAAAUCAAAGCUAGCGAGGUGAGAAGCUACCAAGAAAAAGAAAAGCAACAAUAAUAAUAAACAUAUAAAAGACACUACUACAAUGGCUGUUUCCAGGGGUUUCUUUCUAGUGUUGGCUGUUGCCACUCUCCUUCUUAGUGUUGCCUUCCCUGCUGUUCAGGCUGAAUCUCUGGCUCCUGCUCCGGCUCCCACCAGCGAUGGGACGUCCAUUGACCAAGGGAUUGCAUAUGUGCUAAUGUUGGUUGCAUUGGUGCUCACAUACCUCAUCCACGCUGCAGAUAUCUCUUACAGCUUCUAAAUUUGAAAAAAAAAAAUUGAGAAUGACAAGCAGGUUAGAGGGAAGAGAAAGUUCGAUCUGCAAAAUCUAGCAAAUGGAUUAGAUGGGUUGUUGUUGUAUUAUUUUCUCUUUGUUUUGUGAUGUGAUUUUUUCCUUUUUUUUUCGGUUCUUGAAGGUGUAAUUUUUAGUGUUCGACUUCGGAAAACAUCGUUCCUUGUUUGGUAUUUCUGGCGGCUGUUGCAUUUGGUGGCAGUCUAAUUCACUUAAUUAAUAAACCAAAAUACAGUGAAGUUUUUCUCUAUUA